AUGGGUGAGGACGGCGAUCCUCACACCUUCGAACCCCGGCCUUCAAGCGUGUUGAUCAAAGCAGGCGCAGAGGGAUCAGAGCAGGCGGGCAUGCUGGCGGGGCCGUCCUUUUCGAAAGCUACCUGGACCUCAGGCUGUACUGUACGUGGCAUCAAUCGGUCGAUCAGUACAGAACCUUCAUCAUCCCCUGUCGGUUUCACGCACCCCGGCUGGGCGUCCAUCAACCGCGGGGUGUUGGUGUGCGACGAGUGUUGCAGCGUCCACCGCAGCCUCGGCCGGCACAUUUCCAUCGUCAAGCACCUGCGGCACAGCCCCUGGUCGGCCACCUUGUUGCAGAUGGUUCAUACCCUUGCGAGCAACGGAGCCAAUUCCAUUUGGGAACACUCGCUGCUGGAUCCGGCCCAGGUUCAGAGCGGGAGGCGCAAAGCGAACCCACAAGACAAAGUCCACCCCACCAAGUCUGAAUUCAUCCGUGCCAAAUACCAGAUGCUGGCCUUCGUCCACAAACUUCCGUGUCGGGAUGAUGAUGGCGUGACCGCCAAGGACCUCAGCAAGCAACUGCAUUCGAGCGUCCGGACAGGGAACCUCGAAACCUGUUUGCGUCUCCUCUCUCUGGGAGCACAGGCCAACUUUUUCCACCCGGAGAAAGGAACCACGCCUUUACACGUCGCCGCCAAGGCGGGCCAGAUCCUCCAGGCUGAGCUGCUGGUGGUUUAUGGAGCCGACCCCGGAGCCCCAGAUGUGAACGGCCGGACCCCGAUCGACUAUGCCCGGCAGGCGUCCCAACAUGAGCUGGCCGAGCGCCUGGUGGAGUGUCAGUAUGAGCUGACGGACCGGUUGGCUUUCUACCUCUGCGGACGGAAGCCGGAUCACAAGAAUGGGCAUUACAUCAUCCCACAAAUGGCCGACAGAGUGCAUCCCAAAUGCAUGUCUCAAAGCCUGGAUCUGUCAGAGCUGGCAAAAGCAGCCAAGAAGAAGCUGCAGGCGCUCAGCAACCGCCUCUUUGAGGAACUGGCCAUGGAUGUUUACGACGAAGUGGACCGCCGGGAAAAUGACGCAGUUUGGCUCACAACCCAGAACCACAGCACUUUGGUGACCGAACGCAGCGCGGUGCCCUUCCUUCCCGUCAACCCCGAAUAUUCUGCGACUCGCAAUCAGGGGCGGCAGAAACUGGCUCGCUUCAACGCCCGGGAGUUUGCCACCCUGAUUAUCGAUAUUUUAAGUGAGGCGAAGCGUCGGCAGCAAGGCAAGGGGCUCACAAGUCCGACAGAGGUGGCCGACCCCUCCCUCCACGGCCGGAGUGACGUGGACGACCAGCACGAUUACGACAGCGUGGCUUCGGACGAAGACACGGACCAGGAGCCCCUGCGGAACGCCAACGCCGCGCGGAAUAACCGUGCCCGGAGCAUGGAUUCCUCCGACCUCUCGGACGGCCCCAUCACCCUUCAGGAGUACCUGGAGGUGAAGAAGGCCCUGGCCACCUCCGAAGCCAAAGUGCAGCAGCUGAUGAAGGUCAACAACAGCCUGAGUGAGGAACUGCGGAGGCUCCAGAGGGAGAUUCACAAACUGCAGGCAGAGAAUGUGCAGAUCCGGCAGCAGACGGGGCCGGCCCACCCAGCGGCCCCACCACCCAACGAGCGCUCCGACCACAGCCACAUUGCCACUGCCGCGGCCACCGCCGGCGUCCACCGGCGGGACCGCCACGCUUUCUCCAUGUACGAGCCGGGGGCCAGCGGCCUCAAACCCUUCGGGCAGCAGCCGGUAGAUGAUUUGGUGAGCCGACUGCAACCGUUCCACCCGGGGGAGGUGGAUGAUGACGCCUUGUACACCAUGCACAGCCAACCCAGCAUCUACCGGAUCCGGAAGGGCGGCUCUGUGUCGUCAGUACCUUUCCCCCCGUGUUCUCCGCUCGCCCCGUGCCCGUUGGAUAGCGGACGUCAUAUGACGGGAAAACUCGACCGGCACGGCAGCGGUACAGACAGCGACUAUGACAACACACAAGGAGGGGAUCUGCCACUCAGCAUGGAUGGGAAGCGCUUCCUCGAUCUAAGCAAGGAUGAGGACUCGCACCUGGAACCGGAACCUUUGGAAGGGGAUCUGGAUCCGGGCCUGCCCAGCACAGAGGACGUCAUCCUCAAGACGGAACAGGUCACCAAGAAUAUUCAGGAACUCCUCCGAGCCGCCCAGGAGUUCAAGCAUGACAGCAGCUUCGUCCCCUGCUCAGAGAAGAUCCAUGCUGCUGUCACGGAAAUGGCCUCCCUUUUCCCAAAGAAACCGUCACUGGAGACAGUCCGCAGCUCCUUGCGCCUGCUGAACGCCAGCGCCUACCGCCUGCAGAGCGAGUGCCGCAAGACAGUCCCGCCCGACCCAGGCGCCUCGGUGGACUACCAGCUCCUGACGCAGCAGGUCAUCCAGUGUGCCUACGACAUCGCCAAGGCGGCCAAGCAGCUCGUCACCAUCACCACGCGCGAGAAGAAGCCGUGAGCGAGGGAUGCCCGGCCUCUUCCACGCACACAACCCCCCGUGCGCAUGUGCGAGCGCUCUCUCUCUCUCUCCUUCCGCCUCCCCUUGAAGUGCCCUUCGCCUGCUCGGAGGGGGCUGUGCAGGGACUCCCCCCCCUCUCUGCCCCCCCUCCUCCUCGUGGCACCUCGUGAUUGUAAAUAGAUGUGGGGGGGCAGGCUCGGGUCCCCUGCACAAGGCGUCGGACGCCCACACAGGCAAAGAAAAUGUGGUUCUGUAAAUACUUCCGUCUCUCCUCCAUGGGAGGAAAAUAGUCCCUUCUCGGGAGGGGGGGGUGUAAAUCCGAACCCCUCCAGCCCCCCUGUCUUCCCUCCCCACUCCUCAUUAUAUAGUGCGUGGAACAGUAUGUAUGUGAACCCUCAAAACCCCCCAUGCAUUAUAUCUAUCUAUAUGGAUAGAUAGACAGAUAUACCCACACACAUAACACUAAGUGUAUUUAUCUCUCCCAACCUUGUCCUUCAACUAGUGUUAACACUGGAAUAGCAACAUGGUAGGUGCUGCGGAGACUGGUGUAGCCACAUACUCCCCCCCCAGGUGGUGCCACUUCCCUCUU
Messenger RNA from Pogona vitticeps (central bearded dragon), 3073 nucleotides. The record is from RefSeq and is a predicted model, not a curated record. NCBI's taxonomy places the organism in Eukaryota, Metazoa, Chordata, Lepidosauria, Squamata, Agamidae.